Molecule: messenger RNA, 1203 nt
Organism: Meyerozyma guilliermondii ATCC 6260
Lineage: Eukaryota; Fungi; Ascomycota; Pichiomycetes; Serinales; Debaryomycetaceae
Gene: CLB2
Product: B-type cyclin
Exons: 1
Coding region: 1-1203 (400 amino acids)
Biological process (GO): regulation of cyclin-dependent protein serine/threonine kinase activity; G2/M transition of mitotic cell cycle
Cellular component (GO): cytoplasm; centrosome; cyclin-dependent protein kinase holoenzyme complex
Molecular function (GO): cyclin-dependent protein serine/threonine kinase regulator activity
Source: RefSeq, a predicted model, not a curated record
AUGCGGUCCACAGUCUCCAAUGAGAACGAAUACCGGCUAGCACGCUCACGAAAGUUGGAGCUGAGCAGCUCGGACCGUGAAGCAAAAGCUUUGGCCGAUGUGUCGAACCAAUAUGGAGCUGGAGCUGGAACGGCCGUCAAAAAUGAAAAGCGAAAGCCCCUUGGAGGAGAUAUAGCUCCGCUACCACAGACCAAUUCCAAGCCCAAUGUGUUCUCGCUGGAGCUUGUGCCGUCCAGAAUGCCCCAGAAGCGCCAGGCAACGGAACUGUCCACGAAUCUCAUCGGUAAAUUGCAUUCCGAAUCCAGUGCAUCCCACAAACGGUCGCGCAAGAUUGACUACGAAUGGCAGGAUUUGGAUGAGGAGGAUGCCGAUGACCCAUUGAUGGUGAGCGAGUACGUGGGAGAGAUUUUUGCGUAUUUGGGCGAGCUUGAAUACAAGACGCUUCCUCAGCAAUAUCUUCAUAAGCAAACACAUAUCAAACCGAAAAUGCGGCUGAUUCUCGUGGAUUGGCUCGUGGAAAUGCAUAUGCGAUUCCGAUUGCUUCCGGAAACGUUGUUUCUCGCCAUCAAUGUCAUGGACCGGUUCAUGCUGAUGGAGGUGGUGCAGAUCGAUAAGCUUCAGCUUUUGGCUACUGGAUCGUUAUUCAUCGCUGCAAAAUACGAAGAGGUAUUCUCGCCUCUGGUUAAAAACUACGCAUACUUCACCGACGGCUCGUACACAGAAGAAGAGAUCCUCCAGGCCGAAAAAUACAUCCUCACAGUCCUCGAUUUCGAACUCAAUUACCCCAAUCCCAUGAACUUUUUACGAAGAAUUUCCAAAGCCGACGACUACGACGUGCAACUGAGAACCCUAGGAAAAUACCUUUUGGAAAUCACCAUCAUCGACUACAAAUUCAUUGGCAUGUUGCCGUCUCUCUGUUCGGCUGCUGCCAUGUAUAUUGCCCGUCUUAUUCUCCAGAAACUGCCGGUGUGGACUGGCAAUCUUAUCCACUAUUCCGGCUACCGUGCCGCGGAAAUGCGACAAUGUGUUGACCUCAUUGUCCAGUACCUUGUGGCACCCGUCGAACACGACGAAUUCUUCAAGAAGUAUGCCACAAGAAAGUUCAUGAAAGCAUCGGUGGUGUGUCGUAGUUGGGCCAAGAAAGCCGUGCAAGAAGGCCGUGAUCUUUUCGCCAGCGAGUUGCAGACGACACGCCCGCAAUGA